Molecule: messenger RNA, 1158 nt
Organism: Aspergillus melleus
Lineage: Eukaryota; Fungi; Ascomycota; Eurotiomycetes; Eurotiales; Aspergillaceae
Product: intradiol ring-cleavage dioxygenase
Exons: 5
Coding region: 1-1158 (385 amino acids)
Molecular function (GO): oxidoreductase activity, acting on single donors with incorporation of molecular oxygen, incorporation of two atoms of oxygen; iron ion binding
Source: RefSeq, a predicted model, not a curated record
AUGGUUCACUUGGCUUCCGCUUUCACACUUGCCCUUGCUGGUAUCGCCGGCUUCGGACUCGCUCAUCCCGGACACGAUGUCAAGGCUGAAGCUGCCGAGCGCGCUGCCUAUUUGAAGAGUGUUCCUGUCCAGGCCCGUGAUCUCUCCCACUGUGCUUCCAGCUUCGAAAAGCGUGGUGUCGAGAAUCCAAACGUUGCACGUCGCCAAGCCGCUGUGGAAGAGCUGCGACGCAAGCGCGGUCUUGCUACCGGUUCGGGAUACCUGAAGGCUCGCGAUUUGGACUCUACCUUGGCGACUAACCACCAUUCUAACUUGACUCAUGUUGACCCUUCCACUGAUCCGCGGGUUUUGUUCGGCUCUGAGGGAACCUGCAUUGUUCAGCCCGAGGUCACUCAAGGACCAUACUACAUCGCUGGCGAGCUCAUCCGUGAUAAUGUCGUGGAAGACCAGGCUGGUAUUCCGCUUUUCAUGGAUAUUCAGCUGAUUGACACCAAUACCUGUCAGCCUCUGCCUCAUAUCUAUACUGAUAUCUGGCACUGUAACGCCACCGGCGUUUACUCUGGCGUUGUCGCUAGUGGAAACGGUAACAAAUAUGAUACCACCAACGUGAACACCACUUUCCUUCGCGGUGUCCAGAAGAGCGGCAGUGAUGGUGUUGUCCGAUUCGAAUCAAUCUUCCCUGGUCACUAUACCGGCCGUGCUACGCACAUUCACGUGGUCACCCACCCGGCGAACGAAACCAAGAUUCUUCCCAACGGAACCAUUGCCGGUAUCUACGACGGACACUCGUCUCACGUGGGCCAAAUCUUCUUCGAUCAGGAUUUGAUCAGCGCCGUCGAAGAAUACUCGCCAUACUCUUCCAACACCCAGGACCUGACCACAAACUCGGAGGAUAGUAUCUUGGAGACCGAGGCCGAUGACACGGACCCUUUUAUGGAGUAUGUGUACCUGGGUGACAAUGCCUCGGAUGGAAUCUUUGCUUGGAUUUCGAUCGGUGUCAACGCCAAGCGCGACGAUAGCCUUUCUCCUGAGGGUUACUGGACUGAGAAUGGUGGUGAAGUUAACGAUGACUUCGAAAUGAACAUGGCUGGAAUGGGUGAUAUUGGCGAUAUGAUGCCUACUUCUAGUGCUGUGGCCUCGGCUAGUACGUCUGCUUAG